Messenger RNA from Haliotis rubra (blacklip abalone), 1410 nucleotides. RefSeq names its product solute carrier family 49 member 4-like. Gene Ontology annotation, cellular component: intracellular membrane-bounded organelle; membrane. The transcript is spliced from 5 exons. NCBI's taxonomy places the organism in Eukaryota, Metazoa, Mollusca, Gastropoda, Lepetellida, Haliotidae. Gene Ontology annotation, molecular function: transmembrane transporter activity. The coding region runs from base 49 to 645 and encodes 198 amino acids. The record is from RefSeq and is a predicted model, not a curated record.
GGCUUCUGGUUGAUAACACUGGCCUUUAGUGUACCAACAGGAGUCUACAUGGCGUUUGGGUCAGUACUGGACGUGGUUCUGAACGGUGUCGAUGUAACACAGGACCAUGCUGGUUGGAUUGGCUUUUAUGCCACGAUGGGCGGUUGUGUAGCGGCCCUGCUCUUGUCCAGGGUCGCUGACAUAUUUCUGCGUCACAUGAAGACGAUGUUGUUGGUCCUAUUUGUCUUAGCAACAGCUGCUACACUCUGGUUUGUCCUGAUCCGUCUGUCCGUCAUCCCCUUUAGUAUGGUGUCGCUGUACCUAUCCACCAUCUUGAUGGGAGUUUUCAUCAAUGCUUCUAUACCUCUGUUCUACGAGCUUGGGUGUGAGGCGUCAUAUCCAAUUGCUGAGGGAGUGACGGUCGGUGUUCUCACCAUGGCCAACAACCUGACUGGUGUCGUCUUUCUAUCUGUGAUGCAGAUCCCGAGAAUAGGUGUUGGGUGGAUGAACUGGGCCACCCUGGGCUCUGUAGCGGUUGCAGUACCCCUACUUCUGUUGUUCACAGAGAACUACACCCGGACCGACAUCGACACACAGGAGAGCAUUGUUCCAGAGCCUCAUAAAUGUGCUGCAGCGUCGAUUAAUGCCAACACUAAAGUUGAUUGAUAGGAAACGUAACUCGUUCUGGGAGUGAAUUUUAAUACACUUUGAGCUGCUAGUGAUUGGUGAAUCGAUGGCUUACAAUUUCACAAUGUACACCUAUUGUGCUGGUAUUACUGUGGAUGUGGUUAAAGAGGAUUAUCAGUACCUAGUAAUAGAGAAAUAUUCUGACACUAAAAAUGAUUUCAAAUUUCUUCUGCGCGAACUGGACUGAAGAGUCCCUUCAACCUCAUUUCAUCGCACACCAGAGCACCAUAUCUAGUUUAUUCAUCACAUUAUUAACCGCCAGAGGGAGUUGGUUCAAAGGCGCAACACCACCCACAGCUCUUGUCACUGUUGACUUCAAAUCAGUGUCUUGCCAUGGCCUUCAGUAUUUCCGGAUUUCCAGAGCACCUGUAGGAUGGGCUAGAUGGAAGUACAUUUCACUUUCAAAAUACGCCACAGACACUUUCUAGACAAAUGGAGAAUUCAACAGGACAAAAUCCGUAGACCUAUUCGGCAAGUGCCAAGAAGGUGUAACGCAGUGAUACCAGCCAGUGGUGUUUACUCUUGGCAGUGACGGGACGACCCCUCGUGGACGAACGUGUGAUGGGACAAUCAGUAUUGCCAUUAUAUUUCCAGAGCAUGUGACUGUCACCAUGCUAGGUUUUAUCCUCAAAUUAAAUUAAAUAUGCACAUUUUAUUUUAUCUUAUCUCACGCAUAAAUGUCGCUUUCUAAUUGGCUGAGCGCUCUUCUAUUAUUUCCAAUGUACCCCGCUUACAAGCGAGUAA